This is a messenger RNA of Dimorphilus gyrociliatus, 4943 nucleotides long. Lineage: Eukaryota; Metazoa; Annelida; Polychaeta; Dinophilidae. The record is from the annotation of a GenBank genome assembly.
GAAACGUUACCCGGAUGCAGAGGUCCAUCUGCUGAGAGGAGAAAUUCGCUAAAUUUUUACGGAUUAUGAGCGAAUAAACUUGCAAUAAGUUAAACCGCGGAUUUUAAUCAAACUGGCGGGUAUAACUUGAAAAAACAAAAUUUUAUUCGGGAUAUGUUUGUCGAAGAUGGUAAAAGGAACGUCGGGUAGAAGGUUGUUCUAUUUUACCCGAUGGAUCAACAUUCAUCCUCCGGUCGGAUUCAACUUACCGAGGCGGACCUUUCAGGGCAAUCUUCUUAUACGGUAGGGAAAAGUGCGCGACGGCGACCAAAAAUCAAAGUGCAGCAACGAUCUGAGGAAUCCGCCAGUUCUGGGAGCUUUAUCAGACAGGGAUCGGCCGAUUCAAAUUUUAGCCAACCCUCAUCUGAACUCUCAGAGGAUGACAGAGACGCUUUUCGCAGGGAAUCGGAACGUCAGGCUGUCAGUCAAUUGGAAAAGGGCAAGGCCGUCAGACAGUUAAACAAAGCAGAGACAAAACCGGUGGCUUUCGCAGUUCGGACGAAUGUUGCAUACGAACCAGGGAGCGAUGAUGAUUCACCGGUUCAUGGCCAGGCUAUAGGUUUUGCGCAAAAGGAUUUCUUGCAUAUUAAAGAGAAAUUCAACAACGACUGGUGGAUUGGUCGGCUUGUGAAAGAAGGUUGUAAAAUAGGUUUUAUACCGUCACCGGCUAAAUUGGAACAGCUCAAAUUGCAAAACGCCAAUGCUGCCGCGUCGCGAAAUGUUAAAUUGUAUGGUCGUCAGGGUUCGAAAACGAAUUCAAGUUCGAAUAUCGAUAAUAUACUGAAUUCGAAAAGUUCGAAUUCACGGGGUUCAACUCCUCCUACUCCUGGGUUCGAUUUAGAACAGAACGGUGUUGAUUCAAAUGUGGGAGAGGAUAGCGAUAGUUUGGGUAAUUCAAAAACAUCUAAAGCGUCAAUAACACCCCCCGCUAAGGAAAAACGUAAGCCGUUCUUUAAGAAAUCGGAGCAGACUCCUCCUUACGAAGUAGUGCCUUCCAUGCGCCCAUUGGUCCUUAUAGGGCCGUCGUUGAAGGGCUACGAAGUAACGGAUAUGAUGCAGAAAGCGAUAUUCGACUUUUUGAAGCAUCGGUUUGAAGGCAGAAUCGUCAUAACCCGAGUAACCGCCGAUAUUUCACUCGCCAAACGCUCAUUGCUCAACAAUCCGAGUAAAAAGGCCAUUAUGGAACGUGCGAAUAGUCGUUCGUCCUGUAUGGCCGAGGUGCAAGCGGAAAUCGAAAGGAUAUUCGAAUUGGCUCGAACUCUGCAGAUCGUUGUCCUCGAUUGCGAUACGAUAAAUCAUCCUUCGCAACUCGCAAAGACAUCCCUUGCUCCGAUAGUAGUAUAUUUGAAAAUUUCUUCGCCAAAGGUAAGCUGAAUCGAAAUAAUAUGUUUCCUAUUCGUUGAUCUUAAUACGUUCGAGAAUGUAAAGUUUUAUCUUUUUUUACUUGUUUUAAUAGGUGCUACAACGUCUGGUGAAAUCGCGGGGUAAAUCCCAAACUAGAAAUAUGAAUGUACAAUUAGUGGCCGCCGAAAAAUUAAGUCAGUGCAAUCCGGACAUGUUCGACGUCAUAUUAGACGAGAACCAGUUAGACGAUGCCUGUGAACACCUCGCCGAAUAUUUGGAAGCCUAUUGGAAGGCUACUCACCCGUUACCGGUUGCAAAUCCUCAAGCACAUCAGCAAUCUCAGCAGAUGGGUCAGGCUUCUUCCUCCUCGAAUAGGGAUAGGGAUAGGGACAGGGACAGGGAUAGGGAAAGAGAUAGAGAUAGGGCCGCUAGUAACGAGCGACUGUGUGAUAGGGACACGCGUGAUCAUAGGUUAAGUAGAGAGCACGAUCCGAGAGAGGAUUACGACCGCUUUCCUGAGAGAGAACAUCGUCAUGAACAUCAUAGAACUGGUAUGGAAGAUUAUGACAGGGAUCACCACCAACAUCACCAGCACCACCACGACAGAAAUCGUCGAUAUAAGGAGGACAGGUAUAAAGAGAGGCGACCCCCGCACUACGCUAUGCGUUUUCCGGACGAGUUUGCCGAGCCUUAUAAUAGACCUGACCUCCACCGUUAUGAUUCAAUUGAAGAGGAACAGUAUGAACAUCCCCCUCACCGACGAAGGCAUCCAAUGCACCAAAUAAGGCGGACUGAUGAACCUCCUGAGAUUGACCUCGAUGACCUUGACAAUGCGGAACCUCCUUACCCUCCUAGGGGGAAUAGAAGGCCGGAUAGGAGUAAAUACCCACCACAAGGCAGUAUAGCCAUCUAACGCAGUGUUUUUUUCCUCUUCUUCGCUUCAUGUUUUUUUUUCAUCUUUUACCUCUAUCUCUCUGUCUCUGGAUACUGGUGCAAAGAUUUUUUCUCAUAUCGUUUCUAUUCCUCCCAUUGUCGGUUGGAAAAAUGAAUUGAGAAUCAAGUUCAAGUUGUUACACAUUUUUUUCGUCACUCGCCUUUUACCGUACUUAAUUUAUUUUUAAAAAAUAAUAAUAAUAAUUUUUUCUGGCUUUUUGCCUGCAGUUUAUUAAAAAACUGCAUUAAAAAAUGAAAUAGUCCGCGUCGUUUAUUAUUAUUUAUCAUUAUUCAUUAUUGUUAUUAAUAUCGACAUUAUCUUUUUUCUAUUUCAUAUGAAGGGUAUAGACUAUUAAAGGAAAGAAAGACAAGUAAUUGAGAAAGUUUGCUUAUUGAAUAUUCAUAUUUCUCAGUGUUUUUGGAGAGAAAAUUUACAAUUAAAAAGAUUUUUUUCCGAAAAGUAAACGAAAUUGAAAAAGGUUGUUUUAAAGGAAUUAAUAAAAAAAGUUAGGGCCAAAAUAAUCAGUAAUUAGGCAAUAAAAAACUAAUUAGUAUGAAUAUUCAAAUAUGUAUGACAAAUCGUCCUUUUGAGAAAGCUAACAGAAACAAAACAAAGUUUUGAAAAAAUGAUGAUACGACAGAAAGUUUCCUUUCAAAAAUUUCUUUCCUUUGUGUCUAUCUAAAAAAUAAAACAAGAAAGAUUUACAUAGUCAAAGAAUACCAGUGUACAACGUAUUAAGGAAAAAAAAAGAAACAGACCUAAAGAUAACAUUGAAGGCUUAUUUGCAUAUUUUUUCUGUCUCUCAUCUUCGUUUUACGACGUAAACGUUUGGCAUGCAGAUUUUUUCAAAAAUGAAACAGUAAAAAAAGUGAAAAGAAAAAAAAAGAGAACGAGAAACGUUGCGGUGCAUUUUUGCAGCGUAUUCUCGUUUUUUUUUUCUUUUUUUUUGUAAAUAAUUAUUGUACAAGAGAAUUAUAAUGAAUGUGUCUAUUGUUUUUUUUUUCAGACACAAAACUAUUUGCAUUGACAGUUUUACUCGUUUGUAAUAUUUCGCAUUGUUUCCAGAAAUAUUUCGACGUACGUCUAUAAUUAUUCUAUGAUAUUUGAGCACGUUUUUUCCCGUUUUUUUUCCUUUCUGAUCGACUGCACAACGGUUGAGCGUGUGUUUUUUUUUAUUUCUAUUUUGUUUUUUUGCAGUCGGCAUACUGCAAAAAAAGGAAAAAAAAACAUCGUGUUUUUUUUAUUUAAUUUUUUUUAUUUUCUCAAUUCGCUCGUCGAAAGUAGUGAAAAAAAAACAAAUUUUGUUCCCUUUUUUCUCCGUUUUUAAACAAAAAAGAGAAAAAUUAUGACUUUUAUUAAAUUACAAAAAAAAACUUUUUCAUAUAUUAAUUAAUUUUUCCUUCAUUUUGGCGCGAAAAUGUUUUUUAACAAUUGAUUACGAAAAUUCCUUUUUUUUUUCUUCCCUGAUAUUUUUUCCCUUUGUUUCGACUUGUUUCAAAACGUUUACGUGCCUUCUCAUUAUUCGGACUAUUUCUUAUGAUAACUUUGUUGAAAAUUUGUAAAUACAUUUUUAUCUUGAGAUAAAAACGAUUUUAAACAAAGGAAAUUUAAGUUUAAGAGAAAAGGAAAAGAGAGAGAAAAAGGCAGAAAAGGAUAAAAAUACGCAAAUAAUUCUUUGUUUUCUUUUACUAUUUUAUAUGUUCAUUUUCAGCUUUUUUCUAUUUAUCUCUCUCUCUCUCACUCUUUCUCUCUUUCUCUCUGAUUCUUCACAAUGAGUAAUGAAAAAAUUUGAUCAAUUUCGUUUCGCAUAAAAAAUUGAAAAUGAUAUAUUUUCUUUUCUAGCAGUUUGAGCAUAUCUUCUCGCUCUCGCGCUCUCUCCUCUUCCCAUAUCCCUUGCUUCCCUCUUCCCAAUUUAAUUAUUAAUAGGUAAUAGAAAGCCAAAAAAACAAAAUUUAAUAAUUGGCUUAUAAAUAAGCAAAAUGACACUGGCAAUGAAAAAUAAUAUCGUGGAUAGAGUAAUUUCAUUCGCUACCCAUUUUAACCUUUUCUUUUUAAUAUAUUCUCUAUUCGUACAAUAUGAAACAUUGUUAUUUAAGACUACGAACAAUCGUAAAACGUUUUACUUAUUCAAAAACCAUUGAUCAAAAUUGAAAGAAAACGUUAAGAGACAAAAUAUCGUCAACAGUAAAAUUUAUGAAUAGUAAUUCAAUAAUAAUGUAUUGAACUUUGGCUGCGUCUGUCAAAAGUUCAAUAAUAGAUGAAAAAUUUAAAAGUAUUACUCAUCUUGAAUACUGCUUUCAUAUAUUUUAUAUGUAUCAUAUAUACAUAUCUAUUCACUUUGAUUAUUAUUGUACUAACAUAAUAUGACCUAUAGAAUUUAUAUAUUAUACCGUAGUUGUUGAGAGUUGGUUAUAACUAUUCCAUUAAUUUUCCAAUGAAUAUUCAUGAAACAGUGGAAAAAAACCCGAAAAAAAACAAGAUGAAUGUCAUAACAAUUUGUAUUAUCUAUUAGAAAGGAUAAAAACUGUAUACUUUGUAUAGUAUGUAAUUUAACAAUGGAAUAAAACAAAGAUCAUACGAUAGUAUGAUAUUAGGAUAUUGUUUUAUUUAAAAAAAUUCAAUUACC